This is a messenger RNA of Porites evermanni, 6027 nucleotides long. Lineage: Eukaryota; Metazoa; Cnidaria; Anthozoa; Scleractinia; Poritidae. The record is from the annotation of a GenBank genome assembly.
AUGCACGGCAAGCAUGGUUCUCCUGGUGUGCCAGGCCGCGAUGGACGUGACGGACGUGAUGGAGCUAAAGGUGAUUAAGGAUUGCAGGGGAAGACUGGACCUCAGGAACCUCCUGGUGAUAGAGGAUCUUCUGGUCCAAAGGGAGAGAAGGGUGCUAAAGGAGAACCUGGAACCCAGGGUCCUACUGAUCAAAAAGGGUUGACUGGCCAAAUGCCUCCUAAGAAUUGGAAAGAAUGCGUCUGGAAAAACGUGAAUGAUGGCCAGGACAGUGGUCUUAUUAAGGUGAGUUGCACAAAAAGGAUAAAGGACACUCAGCAAGUUUUUAAGGUACUUUUACUGAUUAUAGCCACCAAAUUUUUUUUUUGCUACAAAACCUAUUCUAGUCGCCGAUUGAACUUUUCAUGAUCCGAAAUUCAAUCGAAAUAGGACUGACCUAAAUUGACAAAAUGUUCCGACUAAUUCAUUAACAAACCUAAGCUCACCAAACAGACAACAACCUGAUACACUUAAUACAGUUGGCGCCAAAAAAUCUGAAAGUGCAGGAAACAUGACAAAUCAAGUCAUUCGGUAUUAGGUCCGACAUACAAAAAAGUACGAAUUUGAGCGUAUGAAUAAGAGCCACCCGGCGUAUGAAUUAGAGCCGUUUUAAAAUCGUUUCAAAAUCGAAAUUUCCCACGAAGCCAGGAGAAAAAAAAUGAAGAAGAAGAAACAACAAACAGAAAAGGCUGAACAACUGGAAAUUAAAACUCCAUUUUGAUGACUGAUUUAUGCGCUAAACUAUUUGUGUACAUGAUUCGUUGUCAGGUUCGUCUUUGACAUCUGAAACAGGGCUGUUUUUCAAAUGUGGUUGACUGAUUAUUCGACAGGUGUUAUCGAUAAUAUUUUACUCAUGAAUAGGGAGUGAACGCGCUUUCGACUGCACCGUUCUAAAAAUCUUGCCCAUAGCCAGGAAAAGUUCCCCAAUACAAACGAUAUAAGAUAAUUGUUUUACUGAUUUCGAUAGUAUUUUUUGUUUUAACACGUAAUUUUUUAUCGUGUAUAAAUAAAUGCUAUCAUUAUCAUCAUCAUCAUGAUUAUCAUAGGCCUAUCACUACAUAGUGCAGGAAAUGGUGCGGAGUAUCGGGUCACUGUCUGUGACCUACAAUAGGAUACUCCGUGCCAUCUGUUCUGUCCUUAAUAUAAUUAAGUGUCCAGCGCUUUUUUCAGAAUCUUUCCUGAUCCCAGCAAGGUUAUUCGCUGCAAACGUUCGAUGCAAUAUGGCAUUCCCGACUGUCUCAGCCACAUUCCAAAUCCCCUCGAGAAUGUUCCCAGUGCACCAAUUACUAUUGGGAUGACUUGAACUGAUCGACAGUUCCAAAUUCGUUUGAUCUCAUAUUUCAAAUUAUCGAUCUUGUCUCUUUCCUUGCUCACUAUUCUAGUGAAUUCUAGUGUCGAAUGGGCAGGCAACAUCAAUCAUAACGCACAACUUCUCUUCCUAAUUUAGGGCUUUGCUGUGUUCAAUGUGUCUUGUGAUGGUCCGUUUGGAUCUUAAAUCUCGCAGACGUUUGUCCUUUCAGAAUCACAGACUGGAUCCGGUUUGUGGUCAUACCAGUUUGCUGCUCUUUCAAAACCACUGUUCUCGCUGAGAUCCCAGUGGAUAAGCUGGGUGACCUUAUCGUGACUCCAUAAUUUAAAUGUAUUCAUAGAGAACCCACACUCUUAUCUGACUAGCUUGCGUAGCUGGCGGUAUUGUCUGAGUAGUCGAGUGAUAUUUGGCGGCGGAGCCGUUGUAAUAUAGUCGAGUGAGAUUUGACGGCGGAGUCGUCACGAGCGGCGAAGCCGCGUGAAACCGCCUCGUCCUUACUCCCUUUUUUUGGAACACGGCUCCGCCGCCAAAACUUUAAUCUCGCACCCACACAAUACCGCCAGCUACGCAGGCUAUUAUUUGACUUAUUUGUAAACUGUAAAUAGAAAUUAAAUGAAAGAUAAAAGAUACCUGUUCUGUUCUUGAAUCUGCUGCGGAGCAAAGUGAAAUUUGUUCUACAAAUGCAAAAACGAUGUUUGUGCCGCCGCUUUGUCCGUAUAUUUCACAAUGCUUUAUUUAUCUGGUUUGUCCAGCAUUUCACUGUUGUUGUCACGCGGCUGUCAUGUUUCACUGUUGGUUAUUAAUUAAUUAAUAAUUUGAAUUGACUACUACAGAAAAUACCGUAACAUACCAUAAUACUCUUUGUUGGUCACUCCAAAAUUUUGCAUAAGCAUUGUUUUCAGUUUCUUUUGAGGCCAUUUUAACUCCAAAGAGAAACUAAUGACGAUGCUUAUACAUGGUAUUAUCUGUACUGGCCAAUUAACGGUAAUGAGUCUCUUUUCUCUCUCUACCUCUUUCGCGCACCAAUUACAGUACCGUUUAUUAAUAACCAACAGUGAAAGGCGAGACGCUAAUAGCAAUCGCGUGACACCAACAGUGAAAUGCAAGACACACACAAAAUAAAGCUUUGUUAAGUUUACGGACAAAGCGCCGACACAAACAUCGUUUUUGCAUCGUAGAACAACUUCCAUUUCACUCUGCUCCCCAGCAGAUUCAAGAACACAACUGGUAAUAACUUGCCACCCCAUCUCAAGGAAGUUGGUUUUUAAAACACUUCUUGUAAAUAUUUUUUAUUUUUAUUUUUUAGAGUCAAUUUACGUAUUUAUAUAAUUCUUGUUUUUGUGCAUCGACAUUGUGCAUAGUUUUUACAUUUUUCUGAUAGUUGGUCUGUUAUAGUUAUUUUUUCCUUUAAUUGUUAAUUUUUUAGUUGCCCAGGGCACCCAUUUAUAACAGCUUCAGCUGACGGGUUAUAACAAUGUUAUUAUUAUUGUUAUUAUUAAUGACCUUUUAUCACUCAUUUAAUUUCCAUUUGCAGGUCACAAAUAAGAGUGUGUGUUCCUUAUGUGUAUUUUUUCUGAUCGAGUGCAGUGCUACUACUACAUGCUUACUGUCUCCACUCUUUCUACACACAUUCUUAAUGCGCGGGAAACAUUUUGAUUGUCAAUUAGCUUCUUUACACUGUUUGUACGCAGAGUCUGAUAUUGUGAGGCCAUGAGAAAUCCUUCAAGUUUAUUUUUUUAGCUUCUUAAGCCAUUCCCACGACUUCGAGUCCCUAAUUUUCUCGAUUCUUCUGAUACACUGUCCAUGAAGGGUUAUUUCGUGGUACUUUCGGGUAUGAUCUUCUAUCUAAGAUGAGUUAUUCCAGUUUCCAGGAUCCUUCUGUUAAAGAACAUUUUCUGCAUUCUCUUUGCACCUUUCCUCUGAUUCUUGGCAGUAACACUUUAUGUUAUUUACCUCGAUCGACAUUAACACAUUAGUCUCCUAUGCUUAUCAUUUUACGUCCACCCUCUGAACCUUUUAAAGUACAACAGGUCUGAGUGCGGGUGUAAUGCACGAAAAAUGUUUAUUAGCCUUCCUGAUUUGCGAUCCAUCACUUUCAGCUCUUCCUUGAUCCAAUCAACAAUUCCUGCCCCGUACCUAACAGUGGAUACUGCCCUAGAGUUUAUUGCUUUGAUCGUAUUGCCCCUCUUAAGCGUAGACUUUAGUAUGGUCUUAACUCUGCGGAAAUAUUCCUUCUGGAUCUUCUCCUUCAUCUCACUGUGUUUCAUACCAUCCGCUUCAAGCACCCAAGAUACUUUCAUUAACCUCACUAUUCAGUGAUUGUAUCUUUUUAUCCCCAGGGAGCAUGAUUCUUUCACUUUGGAUCGCCUUUACUCGUUUCAUAAUUUGGGUUGCACACUUUGAUAUUCCAAACUCCAUCCACAUAUCAUCGGGCACCAGAGUUAGGGGGGUGAGUGAGAUCACAAAAAGGAGAGGUGAGAAGCUGUCUCCUUAAAAUAUUCCUCUUCUGAUACGAUCUUCGCCAGAAGAGCCUCACUUCUAGCUGUUGAAACUGUUCUCCUUUGUUUCAUGCUGUUUUGGAUCAAACCCACCAUAUUCUGAGCUAUACCAAACAUCCUCAUACAUUCAAGUAUCCAUAAGGGGGUACCAUAUCAAAUACUUUUUUAUAAUCAAUCCAAACUAUUCCGAGUGUCGUCUUCCUCCUUUUACAGUUCUUGAUGAUAAGUUUGUCAACAAACAAUUGCAAGAGGCUCCUGAUAAUUGGUCCUUUGUCCCUCUCGAUUUUCUUCAAUAUCCUUUUUGUUUCGCCAGGAGUAGAUGCUUUUCUUCGAGAUGUUCAUACAUUUUGUCCGCCAGUACUCCAGUGAACACCUUCCACAUCAUUGGCAAGCAUGUGAUUGCAGGCGCGGAUCUAGGAUAAAUAUUGACCGUUUUCCUAAACGAGAGCCGAAGGCGUCUAGGGGUUCGGGGGCAUGCACUCUCGUGAACUUUUUUAGAUUCUUGGCUUCUCCCUAAAGUCACCUUUCCUGGGUUUUCUGAGUCAUUCAGUCAGGAUAUUAGCCAGAUUUUAACUUGGAAAGUUUUUUUUCCAUGAAAAAUUGUUUCUUUAUGAAAACUCUGACCGAUUUUCGUAGAAUUAGACACUGCUGCCCCCUGCUCUUUGUUUUUCUUUUCUAGUGCAAUUCUCUCUUUGGUCAUCCAAUAUGGCACAUAAUAUCUUUGUAAGCUUUCAUUCAGCUGUUUACAAUUCUUUCUUUCAUUGAGGUGAGAUUCCUAAGCCAAUAUCCUGCCAGGCCAUCUGGGCCUGGAGACUUACAACUUGUCAUCUUCCUCAGUUCCUUCUCAUUUAAUUCAGCUGUCAGUUCAAUGUCAGCUUCUCUGGUAUCUGUUCAAAUUGGCUCAAGCUGUUGUCCUCAUCCCUCUGCUUCUCAUAGCCUGCGUAGCAUGGCGGUUUUGGUUGGGCUCGAAUAAAGGCCGGGCGAGGGCAGAGAAACCGCGAGGAGAUUGGGGGGGGAGCUAUGCUGCUCUCUGUUGAUGUUAAUGCCUUCGCUGUCGCUUUCCCAAGAACGAGCUUGCGGCUCUUUUUCACUGGGAUCUACGUCAUCACAGCCUUUGUUUUCGUCUUAGCUCCUCAAUUUUCAUAUCAGUUAACCAUGCAUUCGACUUAUAACUCUUCCUUGAUCUGCCAGUCUUUGCUCUGUACGGGUUUUAUACACUCCAAUCUCUCGCCAUAUUGCCAUCAUUCUUUUCGUGUACCCUCUUUUGCUCGGGUCACUUCCGAUAUAGCACUCCAUAAUCAAUCUUGUUUAUCUCUUUGGUCCAUCUUACUUAAGCAAUAGCAGGAUUACGACCUGGUGCUGGCUGCUCUUCCCCAGAGACCCUGCCGGGCCAGGCACCAUUGGUCCCAUUUACGCCGUUUUCGAUAUUCAAUGUUUCACUCAUCAUCACAAUAUUUUGUGAGUAUGAUUUUUUCAUUAGGGGACUCCUCCCGUAGCGCAUGGGUCAAAACCAUUAUCCUGUGUACAAAGGAACUUGUAUCCCUGAGUGCGGGACACUUAUCAGGCACUAGGCUACCAGGCUAGUAGCCAACUGGUCCUGGCAAGGGCAGCAGCGGACACAUCCAUGCACAGUCCUCGUCACGAGCUGUGUGCUACUCAAAUUAUCAUUAUUACUAUUAUUAUUAUUUAAGGCUUACGGUCAACUUACGCUAAAUCAUAUAAGGAUGAAAGGACAGAAAGGAAAAGCACAGUCAGUACACAGUUACUACCAAGAAAAUAAGAUCUUAUGGAAACUCUGUGUAAUUUUUCGUGUGUUCCAAUGUUUGACAGGAAUGUGUUUUUACCAAGAACUUUUCUGAUACUUCCGUUCAUGUUUACUGGACGGGUGCAUUGAGAAUUUACGGCUGCAAUGCCUGCUGCAAACGUUGGUACUUUACUUUCAAUGGCGCCGAGUGUUCUGGUCCUCUGCCCAUUGACGGAGUUGUCUACAUGCGGACAGGUGGAAAUAAAGAUCUUCAUCGCGUCCGCCAUAUUGAGGGACACUGUAACAACAUACUCAACGGAAAGGUGCGCGUGGGAUUCUGGAUCGGCAAUUGCCCCGGAUAUGGAAACGCUGAUGGGUACACUGGAUGGCAGUCGGUGUCCCGGAUAUUUGUUGAAGAAGUUCCUAAAGCGCAAGCUUAA